Electrophorus electricus (electric eel) is the source of this 5933-nucleotide messenger RNA. It is a transcript of the gene recql4, whose product is annotated as RecQ helicase-like 4. Gene Ontology annotation, cellular component: chromosome; nucleus; cytoplasm. Gene Ontology annotation, biological process: DNA replication; double-strand break repair via homologous recombination; telomere maintenance. The record is from RefSeq and is a predicted model, not a curated record. Gene Ontology annotation, molecular function: four-way junction helicase activity; nucleic acid binding; 3'-5' DNA helicase activity. NCBI's taxonomy places the organism in Eukaryota, Metazoa, Chordata, Actinopteri, Gymnotiformes, Gymnotidae.
GUUUGGCGCGCUGAAUUUAAAGUAGUUCAAUGCAAGCUUCAUAGUUUUGGUUUUAGAUUCGCCAGACAUGAUUCACAGUUAUACUGAUAUACGGUAUCUUAUAACUGUGUUAAACAUGAUCUGGUUAGAGACUCUCGUUUUUACAUUGCUUUACUAAUUGUCAUGAUAACGUUCUUCAAGUUGUUAAACCAUCGCAGCACCGUACAGCUAAAGUCAGCGUGAAACGUUAGCUAACCUAGCUAAUAAGAUCAGAAAUAGGUUUCUUAUUCUGAUUAUUAUCAAUAUGGAUCGAUAUAACGACGUAAAACUUCUCCUGAAAAAAUGGGAGCGCUCGUUUACUCUAUUAAAUAACAGGAAACCGAAUAAGGACGAUAUAGAUGCCGCACCAGAGGAGACAAAAAAUCUUUAUAAAGAAUACCGUAAGCUUAAAGAGGCAAAAGAGAACACUAGCAAGGAGAGUAAAACUCCUGUGAUAUCCGCGGUGAUCCAGUCUUCAGGGACUGAUUGCUGGGGUUCUCACCUAAAUCGCAAAAACAUGCCAGCCACUGUCGCUAAACUGACGGCAAAAGACAAGGAGACUUUGCAAGCCUCUGCCCAGUACUUUGGCAUGAAGCUAAAGUCGAACCUCGGGGCGUUAUCAAAGGACCGACCAUUUUCUCUCAAGAAACCACUCGCCUCCUGUGUGCCCCCAGAGAAGUCCGUGAAGAAUGGUGGAGUUAGCACAGAGUCACCAGAGCCAGCAAACACAUCCCCAGAGUCGCUGACCCCUCAGACAGCCAGAACUGAGUGGGGGGAAGAACCCUCUGAUCCCCUUCCCCUCUUUACCCCUUCCAGGCCCUGCUCACCAGACAGAGGGGCUGCAGACAAGCGAGUGGAGAGGACCCAGUUCCUCAGGCAAUCUGUCACCAAGAGGCUGUCCUCAGUGGACAGAGGCUGGCUGGAACGCUGUCAGGUCUUCGGUGAGGUGGAGGAUAAACAGAAACCGGUGUCAGGCAAUUCAGUUCUGCCUAAAGAAACGGUUGUACAGUCUAGUGGUAAAACGGAUGAUGCAGCAGUGAGCAAACAUGUCGCAAACACACCUGGGGAAAGCAGUGCUAGGGCAUCAUCGCAGUGUCCAACAGACACGGUGCAGGUGGGUGUGGAAAGGUGUCCUGUAGAGGGCAGUAGAGAGCUGGAUACUGACCACAUAUCUGGAGAAGUAGAAAUCAGGACGGGAUCCAUAGCUGAGGGUCUGGAUGGGCCUGAGGAAGCCAGUCCUGCUUCUGAAACUAGGAAACGAAGCAAAAGGUCUAGGAAAGUUCAAGACUCCGGUCAAAAGAUCCAAACCGAGGCAGGACAUAAUGAGCAGAGGAAUGCUAGGAAAAAGGGACACAAAAGGCAGAGAGAACCUGAAGGAGAAGAACCAGCGGAAGGAAAUGGACACGUCCCAAAAAGACGCAGGACCAAGAGAGCGCCUGCUACCGGAGAGUGUCCCCCAAAAGGAAGGAAAAAGAAAGGUAGAGGACCUGAGGAGGGAGAGGACGAGCUCGAGAAGUCUCUCAGCACUGAGAAAACGGUAACUAGGAAGCCAAAGAUGCCUCAGGAGAACCUUCUGGGAGAGGUAGAGGAGGGGGACGUGAGAGCUGCCUCAGCCAGGAUGAAGAACACAGCCAGAAGCAGGCCCCCCAAAAACACAGAUGGGAACUUUGUGAGAAUCAACCUGAAGAAGAAGUCCCACGUUAAAGGCUUCGCCUUGAGGGGGGCUGCCCUCCGCAAGCAGAUGUACAUGCAGAAGUUCCAGCUGAAGGGGGAGAGGUUCGGAGGAGCCAGCCGGGGUCGCGGGAGGUUCGCUUCCUUCAGCCGUCAGGGUGACAGCUGCUACAAGUGUGGCGGGAUUGGACACUGGGCACAAGACUGCCGGGGAAGAGCUCUGGCUCUCGCUGCGGAUGGGCCAGCUCAGCAGGAUGCGCCCCCAGAAGAUGAGGAGCCAUUCGAACUGCCCACAUUAGAGGAAGUUGCCAGGGCGACUGGAACUUUACGCUCCGAGCCUAUUGCCGUGGUCCCUGGUGCGGGCGAGGACCCCGAGGGGAAGGAAGACCGCGGGGAGGAGAUCCUGCUAAACGUCAUGCGGCCGGACUACGAGCGGCCUGCCCCUCCCCCGCCCAUGGAGCCCCUCUACUUGCCCCGAGAGGAUGGCCGAGUCCAAGAAAUUCCUUCGGAGGUGUACCAUGCGCUUCGUGACUUUGGCUACAAAUCCUUCAGGCCUGGUCAAGAGAAGGCCAUCAUGAGAAUCCUCUCAGGUUUGUCCACCCUGGUAGUCCUCUCCACCGGCCUGGGCAAGUCUCUGUGCUACCAGCUCCCUGCCUACCUCUACGCCCUAAGGUCAAAGUGCAUAACCCUGGUGGUGUCGCCUCUCGUAUCCCUAAUGGAUGACCAGCUCUCAGGACUCCCCCCUAAGCUGAAAGCAGCUUGCAUCCACUCCAACAUGUCUCAAAAACAAAGAGAGGCAGCUAUUGAAAAGGUAAAGGCCGGUCAAGUGCACGUUCUGCUGCUGUCUCCCGAGGCUCUGGUUGGCGGCGGGCACGCGGGCUCAGGCUGUCUGCCCCCUACUGACCAGCUCCCCCCGGUGGCCUUUGCCUGUAUUGACGAAGCGCACUGCGUGUCUGAGUGGUCGCACAACUUCCGGCCAUGCUACCUCAGGUUGUGCAAGGUACUGAGGGAGCGUCUGGGCGUGCGCUGUCUGCUGGGACUGACGGCCACAGCCACUCUGUCCACUGCCCUGGACAUCGCCCACCAUCUGGACAUCAGGGACCAGGAGGGCAUCGCUGUGCGCUCCGCUGCCGUGCCCCACAAUCUGCACCUCUCUGUGUCCAUGGACACAGACAAAGACCAGGCCCUGGUGUCUCUGCUGAAGGGCGAGCGGUUCGGCGCACUGGACUCCAUCAUCGUGUACUGCACCAGGCGAGAGGAGACGAACCGCGUCGCCGCACUACUCCGCACCUGCCUGCAGGGGGUGAUGCUGAGGGAGUCGUCCCGCCCGGUCAAAGAGCAAGACGAGGAGAACAACCCCGUGGGCAAGAAGAAGAAAGCUCUGGCCCGGAAGAAGAUCCGGAAGCCCCUGAAGUGGAUGUCAGAGGCGUACCACGCGGGGCUGUCGGCCUCGGAGCGUCGCCGUGUCCAGAACAACUUCAUGUGCGGCGAGCUGCGCGUGGUGGUGGCCACCGUGGCCUUCGGAAUGGGCCUGGACAAGCCAGAUGUGCGCGCCGUCGUCCACUACAACAUGCCCAAGAGCUUCGAGAGCUAUGUGCAGGAGAUUGGCAGGGCGGGGCGCGACGGAGAGCCCGCCCACUGCCACCUCUUCCUGGACCCAGAGGGCGGGGAUCUCCACGAGCUGCGCAGACACAUCUACGCAGACACCGUGGACCACUACACCAUCAAGAGGCUUGUGCAGAGAGUCUUCCCCCCCUGCAAGUGCAGACAGAUCCAACAGAGGCAGAAGCACCUUGCCCAGGCUCCAGAGGUGGAUGACGCCGAGCUAGUGGAGCUGAUGGAGCAGUGUGACGAGUCUGGAGCGAACCAGCAGGAAACCCCACUUGCAAGCGGCCAGCAUAGUCAUCUGGAGCGCCCCGCCCCGGACACACCGGGCACCGCAUGCCCACUCCGGCAACAGUCGGACAGCUCUCAGGAUUGGAACAAGCCAACUCUGCAGUUGGUGGAGGUGGAACACAAAGGGUCCAUUACUCAACACGGGGGGGUAGAGGAGGAGCACGGAGGCAGAGAACAGGAAGGUGAAGGAGACGAGAGGGGUGGGAGAGAGGGAGGAGGCAGGAGUGUUGGGGACACAGGACAGAGCGUAAGGGUGGAGCCGGCUCAGCGUGUGUGUCACACCCACGAGAGAGCCAUUCCGAUGGAGGAAACAGUGGAGGCGCUGGAUGUCACCGAGGAAGGUCUGGAAACUCUGCUGUGUUAUCUGGAGCUCCACCCUCAGCGGUGGGUGGAGUUACUCCACCCCACUCUCUCUAUGUGCCGAAUAAUGUGUUAUGGGGGUCCCCAGCAAGUCCGCAAGCUCGCUAAAGUGUGUCCUCCAGUAGCGGUGGUGCUCGCACGGAGGCGUCUGGCAGGCCACAAGGUGGAGGCGUGUGACUUUCUGGAGUUUGACGUGGUGGAGCUGGCUGACACCAUGGGCUGGCAGCUACCCCUGGUCAAGAGGGGCCUGAGACAGCUGCGGUGGGUCACCGAGCCAGGUUCGUAUGGCGGCACCGGGCGGAGCGGCGUGCACGUGGAGUUCUCCGCCCUGUCCUUCUACUUGCGUUCCUACGGCGACCUGACAUCCGAGGAGCUGGACGGCGUGUGCGCGUUCCUGCAUGGCCGGGUGCAGGCGCAGGAGAGGACGCAGCUCCGGCAGCUGCAAGCCUGCUUCAGAGCCUUCCGCAGUGUUGCGUAUCAGAGCUGUGGCUCCUGUAUGGAUGAGCUGGAUGAAGUGAGGAGCCUGAAAUUAAAGGGACUGCUGGCUGAUUACUUUGAGAAGAGGAAAGAGCUGGACGCGGGCUGGAGGGACGAGGACGAGGCUCUCGGCAUUCUCAAGCUGCAGGAGUGGGAGGAGCAGAUCCAGGCCGACGUCAGAGCCUUCCUGGCCUGUCACGGCGACGAGAAGUUCUCGGGCCGCGCUGUGGCCAGGAUAUUCCACGGGAUCGGAAGCCCGUGUUAUCCAGCACAGACGUAUGGCCGGGAUCGGCGGUACUGGCGCAAAUAUCUUCGUUUUGAUUUCAAUGACCUCAUCCGCAUAGCUACACAGGAGAUAAUUAGAACCAGGUAACUGAAUAGCACUUCUGUGGGGCGGUCUCCUUUAUCAGUGUCUCAUGUCUAACUUUUACAUGCGGUGCUUUUCUGACUUUUAGUUGUACACUAUUGUCAGAGCCAAAUUCACCUAUUUUAUUUUACAAUAAAGAUUAUUUUUCUACUGGUUGUGGUUCUUCAGUCAUAUAAGAACUUGUUCAAACCUUUACUGCUGAUAGUUUGUGCUGUGUUGUACUUUGCUGUGCACACUUGGGAUUUAAAACAACAGGACAAUGAACUAUAAAGUUAAAGUGCAGACUGUAAGUAGGUUUUGUACAUAGUCCUGUCACUGCAGGACAGCAGACAUUUGGACAGGUAGCGUGCGAGACAUGUUUGAGCUUUUGGUUGGAUGUCCUUUCCUGUUAUGAAAUAGAUGUGUAAAGAGCAGAUAUUACCGGGCCCUGCUUUGUGUCUGUCCUGCUGGGUAAUAAGGCAAUUUGCUAUUGCUGAAGUCCAAUUGUUUGUUUUUCCUGUGAUUUAAGGGCUCUUUUGGGUGCAUCUUAACAGCUGUUUGUGUGGCUAUUUCACUGUUUAUGCUUUUCAGCCUUAUUUACUUCCCAUUGGCCUGCUUUGUUGAACAUAUUGUUCAGAUGUAGUCAGGGGCAUAACCAGGGUUAAUAUUUUGAGGUCAGUACUGUAGAACGGGUGCCAGUCCUGGUGAUCAACCACCCUGCAGAAUUCAGUUCCAAUGCUAAUAUAACCUGACUCUAAUAUUACGAUUUUACUUAAGGCAAACGCAGAUUUAUGUGUACAAUUAUUUGUUGUUUAACCUUCAUUCAUGUCCUAUGUAAUACUUUUAUUUGCAUGAUAAUUAGAAGUCUAGCUAACUGCAGCUAAAAGCCGCUGAGCUCAUGCCGGUCGGGUAGCUGUGGGACGCAGGUCUUCACACAAUAGCAGGCUACACUUCGCCUACACAGCAUGUUUCCACUCCCAGUGCCAUAAUUGUAAAAGUGCGUCAGGGGAAAAACCUGAAGAUGCCAAAGACCUCUGUGUCCUCGUAGCUAAUUACAGCCCUGCAUGUAGUAUGCGUGGGUUUUCUGUUUAAACACGUAUUGAUUGCAUAAUUUCCAGUCCAAAGCAUUUGUGCGGAAUAUACACUAGAGAGCAGUGUUACUUCA